Messenger RNA from Mangifera indica (mango), 812 nucleotides. RefSeq names its product abscisic stress-ripening protein 1-like. Lineage: Eukaryota; Viridiplantae; Streptophyta; Magnoliopsida; Sapindales; Anacardiaceae. The coding region runs from base 163 to 561 and encodes 132 amino acids. The record is from RefSeq and is a predicted model, not a curated record. The transcript is spliced from 2 exons.
CACCCACGGUAUAGCAAGAUUGAAUCUCAGAAAAUCUUCCCACCAUCACCUAUAAAUACCCUCACUGCCCCACCAGUGAUCAGACAAAUCUCUUCUCAUCAUAUUUUCUUUGUUAAAUUUCCUGUGUUAAAAUUCUCUUUUGCAAUCAAACUUUAGUUCACCAUGUCUGAGGAAAAGCACCACCACCACCACCUCUUCGGCCAUCACCAAAAGGAAGAGGACAAGCCCGUCGACGUUGUCUACACCGAGACUGGCUAUGGCGAGGUGUCGCCGCCAUCUGACUACGCUGAGGUUGACUACAAAAAGGAGGAGAAGCACCACAAGCACCGAGAGCACCUAGGCGAGCUCGGUGCUGCUGCAGCUGGUGCUUACGCUUUGCAUGAGAAGCACAAGGCGAAGAAGGAUCCAGAGCAUGCACACAAGCACAAGGUCGAGGAAGAGAUUGCAGCGGCUGUUGCAGUGGGAGCUGGAGGAUACGCCUUCCAUGAGCACCACGAGAAGAAAGAGGCCAAGAAGGAAGACGAAGAGGCUCAUGGCAAGAAGCACCACCAUCUCUUCUAAGCGUGUGCUUCUUAAUUAAGAUUAUUGUUAAUUAAUUAUGUGUUCAUUUUCCGUAUUUUGUGUUGUGUUUGUUUGUUUAAUAUCACGUACGUACGUAUGUAUGUAUGUAUGUAUGUUUGUACCAGUGAGCAACUGCCCUAAAUAAUAUCUGAGUGUGUGGGUCGCUGCUUUGUGAGUGCUCUACUGGGGAUGGCUUCAGCAUUUGCCAUUUGUUGUUUAAUGUUUACAAUAAUAAUAUUUCAGAUCUUUUU